This is a messenger RNA of Caenorhabditis sp. 36 PRJEB53466, 1022 nucleotides long. Lineage: Eukaryota; Metazoa; Nematoda; Chromadorea; Rhabditida; Rhabditidae. The record is from the annotation of a GenBank genome assembly.
AUGGAGAGCCCUUACCGUGAUAAACGUAAGUUGACGAUUACUUCUCCAUUUUCGCUCCCACUAUUCUCAGAACAACCGUCGAAAUCGCAAGCACAACAACGUCGGCAAAUGGAGAAUUUCGAAUUCUCGCAACUCGCCAAAGAGCUUCCACUGGCUCGUGCAAUAUCCGGUCAACACAUCGACAAAACGACAAUGGUCCGAUUGGCAACAGCCUAUAUCAAACUGUUCAACAUUUUCGGACAGUCGAGACGAACGUACAGCUCGGCAGACUAUUAUUAUGGCAGUGACUCAUUGUGGACCAGUAAUCACUUGGAUGUAAAUUUAGAUUUUGGGGGAAGCGGUUAAUCAUAACGUCGUUGCUAGCUUUUGGAUGGAUUUUUUGUGAUACUCGAUCGACGCGGCGACGUUUUGUACAUCAGUGAGACGAUCAGCAUUUAUUUGGGACUGUCACAAGUCGAAAUGACGGGCAACCCGAUGGUGGAUUAUAUUCACGAGCAAGACGUGAAUUGCUUCAAUUCGGUCAGUUCUCGGAGCACAUCAAGAGCAUCCAGUUGAUCGAAUAUCAAUCAAUUCCAGGCGCUAAACUAUUGCGAUCGUUACUGGCCCCAAAUGUGCAAUGUUCGCAUCAAGUCAUCGCUUACCAAAAGAGCGAACAAGGACGCGGUUCGAGCAUCGCCCGGCUUCAAAGUUCUCCGGCUCGAGAUCACAAUGGGUCCGAAUCCAAACACGCGAAUGAUAGCGUGUUACCCGAUGCCAACCCCUGUCUUGUCUACAGUAACCAUUCCAUUCAACUCGUUCGUUAUCAUCACUUCCAUCGAUCUCCGCAUCACGUUUGCCGACGAAAGAGCGUAUCAACUGCUUCGAAACUAUUACCACCAGGAUGCGCCCAUCAAAGGCCUAAGCUUCUACUCUUUGAUUGACGUCACGGACACGGAAGUCAUCUCAAAAAUGCACUUUGACAUUUUCAACCUAGGUGCGUAUAAAACGCCCUACUAUCGUAUGCUUCUCAAUCAGACAAGUAG